GAUCAUAUGAACAAAUGGGCGGGAAAACCAAUCUCCCACUACGUUGUUAACUGAAGAGGAAAUGUAACUGUCACUGCCCAAAACAUCGAAGGAAACCACCUCUUGCAUCUCACCAUAACCACCUAAACAAAAAAGCUUCAGAAUCACCACGAAGAACACGCACCAUCUCUCCAAUGGCGUCUUCUCUCUUCUUCUUCAUCAUCACAACACUAACAAUAACACCAUUUGUUCCUAUCUCUCUAUCCUCUUCCGUGGUGGAAGACCUCGCCAAUCUCCAGCCUCCGCCCGAUUUCAACGCCACGAUCUCUGCAAAUUGCCAACACAACCCUUUGCUUCGGUACUGUAACGCCUCUUCUCAGUUCGACAUCCUCGAGGUUUUCCGUUCGACCAUCGUCGCAAGCCAUCUCUGCAACGAGUCCAAAAACCCUAAUUGUGUCGAGUCUUUCCCCAUGAUCAGACUCCAUAGCCGUCCCAAGACCGCCAAGCUUUACCUUUCCUUCACUUUCUUCUGGAAGUACUGUCCUCUCAGUGUCGUGUCCAUCCAGAUCUCGAACAAUUCUCUCACGGGUGGCUUCCCGACCGAUGUUCUGUCUUGUUCUCAGAUUCAGUCGCUUGAUCUAAGUUACAACGAUCUCUCUGGCGAUGCUCCGCUUCAGGCUCUGUCUGCAUUGCACAACUUGACACAUCUGAACUUGUCUUAUAACCGUUUCUCGGAGAACAAGAUGUCGGAUUCGCAGUUCUUCAAACGCUUCAACGCCUCGAGUUUUAUCCGCUCGGGAAUUCUCCCGAACGCUCGGCGUUACAAGAUCAAGUUUUUCGUCCUGUUGAUCGGGUUACCACUUCUAGUCAUUUUGAUCUCCUGUUGCUUCGGAUGGUUAUGCUUCAACAGGCCUGAUUACUUACCGAAAAUGCUAUGGUGAAACCACAAGUUUACUCCCGCGAUGCUGGAGGCAGCGACAGAGGAAUUCUCGGAAGAAAACCUCGUGAUAAAGGGCAGAGGAUUCGAUAUAUAUCGUGGAACGUUACGGGAUGGGACAGACACCCGGAUCGAGGUUUACAGAGACGAUAUUUCGAGAGAGAAAAGUAGAGAAUUCGCAGAGGAAUGCAAGGUGAUUGUGAACUUGAGGCACAAGAAUAUGGUAAGGGUGUUGGGUUGGUGCAACAGCAGAAACAUGAGGGCUUUGGUCACAGAAUGGAUCGAUGGCCAAACCGUCGAGACAUGGUUGAGUUCCUUGUCCGCAGUGCCAUGGGGAAGAAGGGUCGAAGUUGUAAUGGGAGUUGUAGAAGGGAUGUAUUACCUCCAUGACCAGUGGCCUGAGGUUAUAUAUGAUCUUACCACAAGCAGUGUACUGUUAUCUGAUGAGCAAGAGCCUCUGAUUUCUCAAUUCAAGGUCGGAGAUGGAAGCAACUCAACUAAUAUCUACAGGUUCGGGCUGUUUCUUCUGGAGAUGGUCACAAACCUAAGACCAGACACAGAACAAGAAGGUGCAGAGACAAGGUAUGUGGAGUACAUAAGAGUUCAUUACCCGGGGAAUCUAGAGAGAGUGAUGGACGAGAGGAUGAAGCUGGACAAGAGGGCUUUUGAACAAGCCAAGCAAGCCAUAACUCUUGGACUUAUGUGCACUGAUAAGCCACCUGCAAAGCAACCGAGUUUGACACAGAUCUAUACCAUGGUAGCUUCUCUGCAUGAGUCUUGUUCAAGACAUCAUGGCAACAAAGUGACAUAGAUAAUGAAAAAUCAAAACUAUUUCUCUUCAGCAUUUUCAGUCAGUGAGUUGUGUUUUAGGGGUUAUUAUUUUACGUCAACAGAGAGUUGUAUGUAUU
Molecule: messenger RNA, 1824 nt
Organism: Tarenaya hassleriana
Lineage: Eukaryota; Viridiplantae; Streptophyta; Magnoliopsida; Brassicales; Cleomaceae
Product: protein NSP-INTERACTING KINASE 2
Exons: 2
Biological process (GO): protein phosphorylation
Molecular function (GO): protein kinase activity; ATP binding; protein binding
Source: RefSeq, a predicted model, not a curated record